AUGACCGUGUCCCACGAGGAGUCUGACACUAGGCGUAAGCGGCAGGAUACCAUUCUGCUCAGUGAAGAUAGGUUGCUACCGGAGAUGUACCGCGGCGUUAAGAAAGGAGAUGAAGACGUCUGGUACCUUGACAACGAAAUUGGGAAUGAGGUGCACAUGGAAAGAGAUACCAUGAAGGUGAUUGAUAGGAGCGGGAAGCUCUUGAUGCUGGUAAAGCGAACACAAAAUCGCUUGUACAAGAUAACCUUGAAGACAUUCAAGCAACUGUUAGGGGAGAAGAAAUUGGCGGUUGAUGUGCCUCUAUUGCCCCAGCCGAACAAGCUUUGCGAGGUGUGUGUGAUCGCCAAACAUGCAAGGUCGCCAUUCCCGUGCCAAGCAAACUUUAGAGCGGACAAACCGUUGGAACUUAUCCAUGCUGAUAUUUGUGGGCCAAUCUCACCAUGUACACUAGCCGGUAACAAGUAUUUCCAUCUGAUUGUUGAUGAUUUUACAAGGUGGAUGCGGGUGUUUAUAUUGGCAGCAAAGAAUGAUGCAUUCCGAGCAUUCAAGAAGUUCAAAUUAUUGACGAAGACCAAGACUGAAUGCAAGAUCAAAACACUCCAGACAGACCGGGGCGGCGAGUUUCUAUCCACGGAGUUCACUCAGUUCUGUGAAAAUGAAGGAAUCGAGCGACAUCUCACGACUCCCUACACACCCCAACAAAAUGGUGUUGCGGAGCGUCGUAAUCGCACCGUGAUGGCCAUGGCAAGAUCUCUCGUCAAGGGUACACAUAUGCGGGCAAGGUUCUGGGGAGAGGCGGUUAGGCAUGCUGUCUAUCUGUUUAACCGUCUCCCAACUAAGGCGCUAGGAGAGUGCACACCAUUUGAAGCUUGGAUGGGGAGAAAGUCACAUCUCACCCACUUGAGAGUGUUCGGUUGUAUUGCAUAUGUGAAAAAUACAACCCCUCACCUCAAGAAACUUGACGACAAAAGCUCACCCAUGGUAUACUUGGGUGUCGAGGAAGGCUGCAAAGCUCAUCAUCUAUUUGAUCCAAGACAUGGUGCCAACAAUGAAGAAAAGGUACGAGAGUUUAUGGUGAUGGAUGCAUUCGGCACCGACGACGUGAUUGUUGCAGCAGACAUUGAGGCCGCAACGGAAGAUGUCACAACACUGGCAGUAGCCGUGGCAAGAGCAUCAAGUCCAUCUACACCAUCAUCGAACACCAAUACAACUUCCUCGGCUUCGAUAACAAACUCACCCGAGUCUUAUGAAGGACUGGUCCGUUUUAGAUCCAUUGCUGAUAUCUAUGCCAACACUGAGGAAGUGGUUGGUAUUAAUGAAGAAGAGGGUGAGGUGAUGAUGGUGAUAUCUGAAGAGCCGACAUAUUAUCAAGAAGCUGCAACCGAGGCUUGCUGGUACGAAGUAAUGGAGAAAGAGCUGAAAUCUAUUGAGAUGAACAAUACCUGGAACCUAACUGAGCUCCCAUUAUGCCACAAGCCUAUUGGCCUAAAGUGGGUGUUCAAAUUGAAGAAAGAUUUAGAUGGGAAAGUCGUUAAGCACAAAGCAAGAUUAGUGGCUAAAGAUUAUGUACAAAGACAAGACAUUGACUUUGAAGAAGUGUUUGCGCCUGUCGCUAGACUUGACACUAUUCGAGUCAUUCUUGUGCUUGCGGCAAAUCAAAGCUGGGAGAAGCAGAAGACAGUGACGCUUUCAUCUUGUGAGACAGAGUUCAUGGCAGCCACAACUGCUGCCUGCCAUGCUUUGUGGUUAAGGAGCCUUGCCAGCGAAUUAACCGGUGUAGAGCCAAAGCCGGUAACUUUAUUUGUUGACAACAAAUCUGCCAUAACCCUCAUGAAGAAUCCGUUCCUCAGGAAGUGCAAUGACUGCAAUACCAGGUUUGAUAUACUUGCAGAUUCUACGCAUAUAAAGAGCACCAAUGAAGACGAUCGCUUGCUCCAUGACUCUAAAGAAGUAGAACUAAUUGAUUUACAAAUGAAAAUCCCUAACAAGACAUUUGAAGGGUUUCUCUUAAAUCAGAAGGAGAUGGCAGAGGAAUUAAAGCAGAUGGGAUUGCAAAUGCUGAGAAGUCGCACCAGUACAGAUCAGUUUGCCAAGGACGUAAUAGAAGAGGAUGUCACGCCGGAGGACCGUCUCACUUCUCUCCACGACGACCUCCUUAUCUCCAACCUCUCCUUCCUCCCCAUCAAGCAGCGUGUCGCCCUCUCCGUUGUCUGCGCCCGCUUCCGCCGCCGCCUCCUCCCCUCCGUCCCCCGACUCGACGCCUUCCGCCUUGACGUCAACAUCCAUAAAGAUCUCACCUUCCCCGGUGCUCUGAUUCGCCAAUGCCACCUCGUCUUCCACGACGUCGCCGAUUUAGCCGAACCCCUCGAACAGCUGCUCGCCGACGGCCUCGACGAAGCUGACGUGCAAGACCUCACCCUCGAAAUCUCUGGCAAGGGAUGGUUGUAUCUCAGCGGCAGGGAAAACUGCAGCUUCUUGGAUAUCAAGUCGCUGAGGAGUCUCUUCUUGAACAGAAUCUUCAUAGUGUCGAGAUACUCCGAUCGUCGUCCCCUCUUGCCCUUGGGCUGCGCCUUCCUCACCUUCCUUAAAAUGAAAUUCAGCGCCCUUUCCUCGCGACACUGCAUCUCGUCCGUUGCUAUGUGCUCGAGCACGGGCACGGCAUGA
Messenger RNA from Zingiber officinale, 2664 nucleotides. RefSeq lists its product as uncharacterized. Gene Ontology annotation, biological process: DNA integration. Gene Ontology annotation, molecular function: nucleic acid binding; protein binding. NCBI's taxonomy places the organism in Eukaryota, Viridiplantae, Streptophyta, Magnoliopsida, Zingiberales, Zingiberaceae. The transcript is spliced from 7 exons. The record is from RefSeq and is a predicted model, not a curated record. Bases 1 to 2664 code for a protein of 887 amino acids.